UUAUGAUUUUUUUGUUUUGUUUUUGUCCAAUGAACAAAAAAAUGGGAAACAUUCAUGUUGUCGGACCGAAUGAAGCAUUAAUUGUGACUGGUGGUGGUUUUGGUUGUUGUCAUUCUACACGUAUUCGUAUGAUAAUCGGUUCUUGGAUUUGGGUGUGGUGGUCGAUCAAUAAUGUUCAAUUAUUAUCAUUGGAAAUAUUUACUAUGAAACCGAAAUGUGAAAAUGUUCAAACCGCCAAUGGUGUUCCGUUAUGUGUGACAGCUGUUGCACAAUGUCGUAUUACCAAACAUUUGGAUCGGUUACGAUUGGCAGCCGAACAAUUUCUUGGUAUGACAAUUAGUCAAAUUCGUGCCAUUUUAUUGAAAACAUUAGAAGGUCAUCUUCGUGCUAUUUUGUGUACAUUAUCGGUAGAAGAAAUCUAUGGUGAUCGAAAUAAAUUUGCCCAUUUAGUUCGUGAAGUAGCAGCCAAAGAUGUGAUCAAUAUGGGCAUCGAGAUUGUUAGUUUUACCAUCAAAGAUAUUUAUGAUAAAGUUGAAUAUCUUGAUUCAUUAGGACGAACACGAAUGGCACAAGUAAAACAAGAUGCACAAAUGGGUGUUGUCGAAUCCGAACGAGAUAUUGGAAUUGUUGAAGCCAAAUGUGAACAACAAUCAAUGGAUAAAAUGUAUAUAUCGAAACAGAAAAUAGAGGCAGCUAAACAGCAAUAUGAAAUGAAAAAAUCAGAAUAUGAUCGCGAAGUGAAUGGACAACAAGCGGAAACUAAAUUAUCAUAUGAAUUACAAUGGGCAAAAAUUCAACAAUCUCUGAAGCAAGAAGAGAAAAAAAUCCAAUUGAUUGAAAAACAUAAAUUAAUUCAAUAUGAACAAUUAGAAAUUGAAUUAAGAAAUAAACAAUUAGAAUCAGAAGUACGAUUACCUGCCGAUACUGAAUCAUAUCGAAUUCUAAUUGAAAGUGAUGGCAAAAAAAAUGUCCAAUUAAUGAUUGCCAAAGCAGAGGCGGAAAAAAUCAGACAAAUUGGAAUGGCCGAGGUCAAUAGGAAUCGAAAAAUAGGCAUGGCUGAAGCUCAAGCAAUGGCUAUUCGUGCCAAUAUAUUAUCCAAUUACAAUGAUGCUGCUAUUUUAUCAAUGAUAAUGUCUACAAUGCCUGAAUUAGCUAAAGAAAUUUGUUUACCAUUGUCGCGUAUUACGGAAAUAAUCAUCACAUCAUCAUCAUCGCAAACAUCAGAAACGAAUGGAACAAAAUAUAUUUGCAAUUUAAUUGAAACAAUUUUAGCACGAUUAUUGCCAAAAUGUUAACCAUGUGUCUAUGGCAAAAAAAAAUGGUGAUGAUAACGUCAUGGUAUCAUCACAUUGUCGAUAGGAUCAUCAUCAAUAUAAAAAUUUAAAGAAAGAGUAAAAAAAACUGACGGUGAUCACCGACAGAUGGAGGUCGAAACAAAGUAUUCAACAAGAAAAAAAAAUUCGAAUUUUCAAUUGAAAAUUGAAAUUUGAGAAAUUGACAACACCAAUUAUCCUGGUAAAGAUAUAUAG
Molecule: messenger RNA, 1529 nt
Organism: Dermatophagoides farinae (American house dust mite)
Lineage: Eukaryota; Metazoa; Arthropoda; Arachnida; Sarcoptiformes; Pyroglyphidae
Product: flotillin-2
Biological process (GO): regulation of myoblast differentiation; protein localization to plasma membrane
Cellular component (GO): flotillin complex; plasma membrane; cytoplasmic vesicle
Molecular function (GO): protease binding
Source: RefSeq, a predicted model, not a curated record